Molecule: messenger RNA, 750 nt
Organism: Oppiella nova
Lineage: Eukaryota; Metazoa; Arthropoda; Arachnida; Sarcoptiformes; Oppiidae
Source: the annotation of a GenBank genome assembly
AUGAUUACAACACAACCCAAGAAUCACAACUCGAGAGCUAAAGCCGUGAAGAAUACGUGGGGACAGAGGUGUGAUGUGCUAUACUUCGUGAGCUCACAACCAGAUCCCAGUUAUCCCAUAAUUGACGUCAAGUGCGAUAAAGAGGAUCACAACCAUCUGUGGUGUAAGAAUCGGAACGGAAUUAUCUUUGGUUUCCAGGAAUAUGUCGAUGACUUCGACUGGUUCUUGAAGGCCGACGACGACACGUAUGUCAUCGUCGAGAACCUAAGACACCUCCUGUCCUCCUAUGACACCAAUGACCCGCUCUUCUUCUCCCUGCCAUUUGUCUACCAAAAUGUCAAGUAUCCCAGCGGUGGUGCCGGUUAUAUAUUCAGCAAAGAAACGAUCACUCGUUUGGUCAAUAGAUUAACGGAUGAGACGACAGACAGAAAGCAUUGUCACACGAAAUCACAGGACGGGGCCGACGACAUCGAGAUUGGGAGAUGUUUGGAGGGGUUAGGCGUUCAAUUUGUUGAGACUAGAGACAAGUUAGGUAGGGGACGUUUUCUACCAUUCCUCCCUUUCCACUUUCUUAAGCCAGACGGUGACAUAUACAAGGAGGCCGCCUGGUUGGCCAACUAUUCCUUGUAUAAAUACAAACAGGGAUUUGACUGUUGCAGUGAUUCACUUAUUACCUUUCAUUACGUGAAUGCCCCUGAUCAGUAUGUCUACGAGUACUUCAUCUAUCGCGUGAAAAUUCAUGACUAUUAA